Messenger RNA from Schistosoma mattheei, 2499 nucleotides. The record is from the annotation of a GenBank genome assembly. NCBI's taxonomy places the organism in Eukaryota, Metazoa, Platyhelminthes, Trematoda, Strigeidida, Schistosomatidae.
AUGUGCAGAACUGUAGCACGACUCAUUCAAACUAACGUGGUUUUGGAUGAAGAGAAACGUUUAGCAAAACGUCGUUUAAUUGAAGCAAAUCGUGCACGUAAACGUGCUGAAUCUGACAAUGCAAUACAACAAAGUCAAAUUAAUUCUGGUCCAAGUCCACCUAAACAAACUAGUUACCUUCCUCCAACACCUUCUUCUCUUUCAACUGCUGUUUCACCACUUCAUCGUUCUCCUUUAAUAUCUCAACAGAAUGUAAUUCCAGCACAAAUUAGACAGUCACAAAUUAAACCACCAAUGGUAACCACUAAUCAACCACGUUCAGUAUUACAUAAUUAUCCAUCGAUAACAGCUCAAACAGGUGUAAUGAAUUUUACUAAUUUAUCACCAACUGAUGGUAAUUCAACUCAACUACAUAUAUCUACAAAUCUUAGUCCAACAGUACAAUCAUCUACUAAUAAUCUUGAUCAGCAUAAUUCAACAUCAAUUCAACCAACAAUAUAUGAUCCAAAUUGUGCUAUGCUUCCAUUAUUACAAACAUCACCAACAAGAAAUAGUCUUAUCUAUUCAGAUGGAAGUUCUCCUAUAAAUCAACAUGGUCAUUACGUAAUAACAACAACCGAUUUAAUGUCAAAUAAUACACUUCAUUCAAAUUCAUUAGUGAAUAUAUCAUCUAAUAUUCCAUUAGAUGAAUCCAAUCAAAUAUAUUGGACAAAUAAUUCAACUAUUAAUGAAACAAUUGACAAUACAUUUCAUCAUCCUUUAACUACAAUACAUCAACAUCAUCAAUUACCAUUACAACAACAUCAGAAUAAUUUUAUUCAACCAAUUGUAACUGAUUCCAAUUGGAAUAAUGAACAAUUUACACAAUCAUUAAUAACUAAUGGAAAUAAUAUUACACAAUAUUGUCCAGUUAGUUUAAUGAAUGAUACUUUAUCAUAUGAUCAACCUCAACGAAAUCAUCAUCAUCAUCAACAACAUCAUCAUCACCCUGAUCAUCAACAUCAACAUCAUAACCAUCAGCAGCAACAGCAACAGCAGCAGCAGCAACAACAACAACAACCGUCAUCAAUGUCACAUCAAAAUCAUGAUCUUAAUUUAGUGAUGAAACAAACUAAUCCCAUAAAUAUCUUACAUUAUGAUCCACUUAUAAAGAAUAAUUUAACAAAGAAUAAUGAUGAUGUUAGUGAAAUGAAAAUUGCUAAAUUAGAUGAAAGAAAAUAUACUAUACCAAUUACUUCUAUAAAUACACCUAUUAUUAAUCCAUUUUCUAUUACUGACUAUUCAUCAUCAUCAUUGUCGUCGUCAUCAUCAUCAGCUUCUUCUUCUUCUUCUUCUUCAUCGUCAUCAUCAUCUUGUUCCUUGUCAUCAUCAUCAUCAUCAUCGGUAACUUUGACAAAAAACACUGAAGAUCAAUUACAAUUAAAUUUAAAAAACGAUGAUGUUUUAAAUGUAACAGAUGAGUUAUUUGUAUGGACAAUUGAUGAUCAAAAUCUAAUGAAUUCAGUAUGUAAUGCAUAUGAAUCUACAUAUUUUGAUAAAGAUUCACCUAAUAAUAAAACCAUGGAAAAUCAAUUAUCUGGUACAAAUAAUAAAGAUAUUACUCAAUCAAGUGAUAAUUCUCAAUUGAAUUCAGGUGAAUUUGUAAUUAAAAGUAUCGUGGAUUCACAUGUGACCGGAUUUCUCACAAAGUUAGAUGAAGUUGAACAAGAAGAUAUUCAACAUGCUAGAUCAUUUUAUAUGACAACAUUUCAUGAUUUAGCUUAUCUUAUUGAACCAGCAAUAACACGUUUAGUGAAAUUCGCUAAACGAAUUCAAGGAUUUGAUACACUUGAAGUAGAUGAUCAAAUCCGUUUAUUAUGUGGUUGUUGUAUUGAUCUGAUCACUUUAAGAGCAGCUUAUUAUAUCAGUAAAUCAGCUAAAGUUCAAGGAUUAGUUGAUAAUGCAUUAUUGAUUAGAGGUUCCAUAACAACAACAACAACAGCAACAUCGUCAUCAAAUUUACCUAAUCAAUAUAAUACAACCAUACCACAUAUACCUAAUCAUCAUUAUCCAAAACUUGGUAUAUCUGAUGAGAAAUAUGCACAAUUAAUUCGUGGUGUAGCAUUAAAAAUGGCACGUUUAAACAUUGAUCAAACUGAUAUAGCCAUGAUGGCAGCUAUUUUAUUAAUGUCUCCUGAUCGAAAUGAUUUAUUGGAUGUAGAAACUAUAGAGAAUAAUCAAAAUAAUCUUUUAGAAACAUUUAAUCGUUAUGUGAAUCGUACACGUGGUCAAAUAAGACAAUCUAAUACUUAUCCAAUACCUAGUUCACAAUGUUGGCCAAGAAUUAUUAUGACAUUAACUGAAUUACGUUCAGUUACAAUGUGUGCACAAGAUUUAUUUUCACAAACAUCUGGUACUACUACUACUACUAACAAUAAUACUACUGAUAAUAAUAAUCAGUUACCAUGGUAUCUUCAUGAAUUAUUUUUAGCUGAUGAAGUAAUAAACACUGUAGAAUAA